AUGUCAGAUACCUCCCAUGAGCCCACUACUAUCCCACCAACCAAACCUAUCAACCUUAACACCCCUGAAUCCUCUAAACAUGUUUCUGAAUCCCAUUCUGUUCAGACUACCACCAUUCGUCUUAAUGGUGAUAAUUUUUUGCGUUGGUCUCAAUCGAUUCGAAUGUACACGAGGAUGCGAAAAGAUGGGCUAUUUGCGGGUGAUAAGAAGGCACCUAAGGAGGAUGACUCGGCUUAUGCUACAUGGGAUGCAGAAAAUUCCAUGGUUAUGACUUGGCUGGUUAAUUCUAUGGAGGAGGAGAUUAGUUCAAACUAUAUGUGUUAUCCUACUGCUAAGGAAUUAUGGGAUAAUGUUCAUCAGAUGUAUUCUGAUUUGGAGAAUCAAUCUCAAAUUUUUGAGUUGAAUCUCAAACUUGGUGACAUAAAACAAGGUGAGGACAAUGUUACCAAAUACUUUACUGUGUUGAAAAGGAUUUGGCAAGAUCUUGCUCUUUUUGACACAUAUGAAUGGGAAUCUGUUAAAGAUGGUAAACAUCAUAAAAAGACAGUCGAGGAUAAUCAGAUUUACAAGUUUUUGGCUGGUCUUAAUGUUGAGUUUGAUGAGGUGAGGGGGAGAAUCAUUGGUCACCCACCUUUGCCUUCUAUUGUUGAAGUCUUCUCGGAGGUUAGAAGAGAAGAAAGUCGAAGAAAUGUCAUGUUGGGAAAGAAGGUUGUUGGAGCAGCUGUUGAAGGAUCAGCUUUAGCUACUACUAAUGGAGGAGGCUAUAGUAGAUCCACUUGA
Humulus lupulus (European hop) is the source of this 780-nucleotide messenger RNA. RefSeq lists its product as uncharacterized. The record is from RefSeq and is a predicted model, not a curated record. Lineage: Eukaryota; Viridiplantae; Streptophyta; Magnoliopsida; Rosales; Cannabaceae. The transcript has a single exon. Bases 1 to 780 code for a protein of 259 amino acids.